GCCUCUUCUUCCCUGUGGGCCUUCGGCCACGUUUCCCCUCCACGCCACCAGGGGGUGGCUGUGGACCAAUCAGCAGGGGCUGCGGAUGAAGGGAGAAAUGACCAGUGCCCUGGCAGUGGGUAUAGUCACAGUACAGAGCGCCAUUAUGGUUAAACUGAGGAAUGUAACUGUAGUGUCGGGGGUCAGAGGUCAUAGCUUGAGGUGGAAUAAACCUACUGUCAUGGAAGGUAACCAAGGAGGGCGGGGGAUAGUACGGGUUAAAGUCACAUGAUUGGACUUUACUGUGGCUUCCUUUGUUGUGCCGCUCCAUACUGCCACCUUGGGAGAAGCCAAACUGAUCUACACUGGGAACACUGGGAAAUGAAGUCAGACCCAUCUGGUCGUCAUGAUAACCAUGAUGGUAGAGCUCAGGCCGGACCACUGCUGUGGUUUCAGGAGAGGACAGGAGCUCUGCCAUGAGGCCGCCACAGUUCAUCUGCACAUGUUCCUGUCCCGUUGGCUCUUUGAACAACGCUCCUUCCUGGUACACUUUGUUUGGGUCUAACUGCUGCAGCUGCGGCUCAGUAUUGUCCACAGAAGGGUUGAGGUCCGGUGAUGGGCUGCUCCAAUCAGACAACAGGAAAUCAAUAUCCCAGGAUUCCUGGCUAUCAUCAUCCUGGAGUUCUUCCGCGGCUCUCUGAGAGACCUGCAGCUGUUCGGAGCUGUUUGGUGACAGUUUGUUGCUCAAAGGGUCCAGAGGAGGAGAGCCAUCCUCAGACUGCCAGACCUGCGGGAUGUUGGAGAGCAUUAGGAAACGAUGGUCACAGAGAGAGGUACAUCAAACAUAUUACAAAUGACAUUUUCCUAGGUGAUGAUCAACAUUUAUUUACUUAUUUUUAUGUGAUAUUUUCCUGCUUAAACUAACAUAGAGCUUCAGCUGUCUGUGUUAUCUGACGAGCGGCAAAACUGCAUCAGGUCAAGAAAAGUAUGUUUCUGGAAAGAGACCUAUGAGUCCGACAAACACAUCUACAAGCACCAUUAAUUUCUAUCACUGGCAUUGUUGCUGCUUUAAGGUCAAAUGUUUAAAUCACAAAUAUGUAAUAGGUGUUUCAGACAUAAAAAUAAAAAUAAAAGCUAGCUAUUAGGUUCUGAAUGUGACAGUUAUUGAAAAUAACAUUUACAUACACAAAACUGUUUACAAUAAUAUAGAUAACGCAGGGUAAUAGGAUUGAAUUUGAUCUGUCAGCUGUUUAGGUAAACAUUUUAUCCACAAAAACACUAUUUUAUUCAAAUCAUGUUUUGUUUUGAUACAUUAUAAAAGAAAACAGCGUUUCAGCCGACUACUUACUUUCAUCAUGUCACUGGAGUGAGCGAGGCUGGAGAAAGAGCUGAAGGAAGGGAGCACCGUCUGAGUAACAGCCAUCAAAUUGUAUAAAAUGACGUGGAUCGACGUCCGCCGUGACAGAAGGGGAAAUUCUUCUUUCUUUAACUGUGUUGUUUAUUAUUUACAUCGUUAUCUUACACCCAGUUUACAAAAAGUUCAAAUCCAGCUAACCUAGGCCACGCAGCGAUGAAAGGCCGCAGAAAUGGGCCCUUAAAACUGCCUCUUUCUCUCCAUUGCACCCCUGUCUCUUCCACUAUCUCUCCCACCCCUCUCUUGUCUAUCUCUGUCAGCUGCAGGUCUAACUUCAAAUCUCUCUUUCUCAUGUUGGUUUUGACCGUUAGGAGGUGGAGCGUAGGCAUGAGCCAUGAAGCUGUCCUCUUUUUCUCUCCGCUCAUUUAUGAUCACUAUGAAACUUUUUAAUCUCACUGAAAACCCGCCAUCCUCUUCUUGGUUUCAUUAAACAAAUACUGAGCUGUCAUUUCCAUGUUGUCAUAUCAAAUUCUUCCUCUUUAUAUCUACACUAGCACUUUAACAUGUAUGCCAUAGUUAUGCUAAAACAAAAUCCCAGUUCUCCUUUUGAACAUUUUAUCUUUAAUGUUUUUACUGGAUCAGUUUCCACAGUAUUUUAUUCCCGGCUACAAAUUUUUAAACUUUUGAAGGGUAAAUAAACUGAAACUUGCUUUACAAGAAGUUAACAAAAACUACUUGUAGGUCAUUAAAGUAUAUUUUUAAAAGUAGUUAACAAAGUUAUUACAAUCUCCACUAAUUUUAAAACUAUUUCUUACUGACUUAUAUGAAAUAAAUGAGAAAUUAUGAUCAAGAUUGACUAUUUCAGUGACAAAAAGGGAAAAGUCAUGAUAAAUACACUUGUUGUACAGAUGGAAAAAUAGCAGAAAUACAUCAGGAUGCUUCAGUGGAUAAUAACUCAAAAUGAAUUUCAAGCAUUUAUAAUCUUUAAAGUACAACAUAAUUCAAACAACCACAGAGUAAACACAAUCUAAUAUUGGUAAAUAAUAGAUUAACCACAGCUUUGUUUUCGAGUCAUUAAUUUAAAACUCAUCGCCUUUAGCUUUAAGAAUAACUCUACUUUAACUCACACCCCAUAUUUGACUUUACAGUGGAGCGAGGGCCUGCAGCUCAGCCUCCUGAGAAGACCUGUGCAGACGGUGAUUAUAUUCUGGCUGCUGUUUAUCUGCUGACGUGUUUAAGAGAUAGGCUGCUGUCUUUAUACAGAUAAUGGACGCUCGACUACUGCAGAUCCACGAUGACUUGCCUACCGCUGAUAAACACUCUCUCUUUCCUUCAGACCAGAAUGCAGAAGACAGAAAGCUCCGGUUGCCACUUUCACGAUUAAAAAAUUAACCCAAAUUUAUCUAGGGAUACCAACUGAGUCUGGCAGAACAGUUUCCUCCAGAGGGCGUUAAAAUACCUCAAGAUUUUAUGAGAUUAGGUAGAACUUUUUGAUCCUUUUAGGAAGGCUCCCUCAGGGGAAUUAUAAAGGAAGGUCAUGGUAUAUGUGAGCAUUGUUUUCAUUAGAUGAUGUGCACCACAGACUUAAAUUUAUUAGCUUUGCAGUGGAAAGCAAAGGCCCUGAAAUGUGAAGUUAAAUCCGUUGAAACCACCACCAGCCUCCUGUCUCUUAUCCACAUGGUAAAGCCACUUUUCUCCAUAUUAGUAUCUAAUUUUUUAAUUUUAAUAUUCUUGAAUACGGCCAUCUUGUUUUCAAUCAUAAUAACUGUAUCAAAUUUUAGUUAUAUUUAUGUUAAAAGAAGUUAAAUCAGACUUCAUCAAAUUCUAUCAAUGACAUAAAUUUUCAAGAAGGCCUACUUACAAAUGAUAACUGAUCAAUAAGGCGUAACAAUUUGUUUUCAUCAGUUUAUAUCACAUUGGAAAUAUCCUUUAACACCAGAGUUUGUAGUUUAUGCUUGUUGAUUGUUAUGAAAUAUACAAAAUUUCAAAAUUUCUGCGUUUAAUGACUUCUUCAUGUAUACAGUCGAUGAUCUGGAUGCAUCACAAAGAAGACUCAUUGUGGCCAUCUAGUGGCCUUUUGUUGUAAUCGCGUUUGGUUCUUGAAAAAAAAUACCAAUGCACAGUCGGUAUAAAAAAAUACAUUAUUUUUUUAACCCUGAAAAUAAAAUGCUUUUAUUCGUUUUGGUUGGAUCAUUAAAAAAAAAAAAUCCGGAAAUAAAAAGAGUAUUAGUUCAUUACGAUAGCGGAAACACCGGCGUCGACGUGUUGCUAUAGCAACAGGCGUACAUGGUUUGGUACACAGAAGUUGGACCAGCGAAAUACGGUAAGUUUUGACUCUGGACCUCUAAUAUUAAAGAGGGUAUCUGAGUAAGUUGUGUUGUGUGUCUCUGAGAAACCUUUGUCAACUGUGUAGGUACCUGUUGUUGAUCCUGCACGGUGACUCCUGAUGGUUGUCUCUUGUGAUGUUCCAGAUGGACACCCGAGAACAGACCAGAGCAAGUGGGGGACUGUGGAACUACCCCAGAUCCACCUACAGUAAAGAGACCCAGGAUUUGCUGAGAAGUGAGAUACAAAUUGAUCAUCACAGCCUCACACUGUGCUGGUAUGUACAAUAAGUUGUGUGCCUUCAUAUUUGGUCAUCUGAAAAUCAUCGAUCCUUUUCUCUCUUGGUGCUCAGCAAUGAUGCAAGAAGCAAAGCUCAACAACCUACAGAGAAAGGAGAUCGAAAAGUGUCUUCAGAGUAAGUUCAAGACAUUUGAUGAUAUCUUUUCCUGUAUUUUUUAACUUUUGGGACAUUUGAUAAAAUCUGAGGAACAGUUGUGCAAAUAGUUAAAAAUCCAGAUAUCUAGAAUUCGGUUUUUCUUCAGCUGAAACUGCUGCCUUAGUCAGGGUGGAGGGAAUUAUGAACAGUUCCAAAUACCAGUCAGUGUUGGCACAAAACCUUCAGCCUUCUGCUAGAAAGCUGAAGAUGAAGAGGAACUUGAUCUUUCAGCACGACAAUGACCCAAAGCACACAUCUAAAUCAACAAAAGAAUGGCUUCACUGGAAUAAGAUUGAGGCUUUGGAAUGACCCAGCCAGAGUCCAGACCUGAAAUAUUUAUCUUUCUGUCAUUUUCUUACAUCACUAAAACCUUGCAGUUGAACAGGGGUGUGUAGACUUUUUAUAUCCACGGUAUGUUUUGGUUGGUUCGGUCCUACUGGUCCACCAUCUCUAAAACGUAUAUAAAUAAAUAUUUUUUAUUCCAUUCAAUUAACCUUUUGUUUUUCUUCUGGACUGGUGUCCCAAAAUGUUUGUGGAGGACCUAUAUAAAUAGGAGCACUGUGAGCCUUCUGUAUGUUUAUAUAUGGACAAUAUUGUUCAAAUUUAAAAAAAAUCCAGAUAUAACAUUGUGUAAAGGUAAUAUGAUUAAACGGCUCUUUGGUAUUUUCUUCCUGCUUCAAAAUAUUUCUUGAUGCUUUUCCCCAUAGAUGGAAAACCACUUCCACUAAGCAGUAACCCCACGUCAUCAGCUCCCCCUCCUCAGUGUAAAUCCUGUAAACCUGUUAAAAAGUUACCAGGCAGCCAACGUAAGCGAAGUGCUGAAGCUUGCCGCUCCGGGGGCAGCUACGUCAGAGAACAGUUCCGCCCUGGUCCUACAAGUGCGUUCUUUAACCUAACACAGUCAUUACCCUUGCAUUUAUAUUAUGACAGGCCCAUAUUGCUAUCAAAUGAAAUAUGAUCAGUUGUAUUCUUGCAUUUUAUUUUUGUCUUCAUCAUACCCAAGGAGACUUGGAGGAAGAAAAGAGGAGGCUUCAAACAAUUUUUGAACAUGGAAAAGAAAAACUUACAGCUGCAUCGCCUCCAAAAGUCUCAGCACGGGAGAACGUAAAGGAGAAAGACCGGAUUCAGGAAGGUAAGGUCGACUGUGCUGUGUCAGAUAAUGUAAAACACACAUUAAAAUAGGUAAUGAUCAAGAGCUUGAUUAAUGCUGCUUGGCUUGACUAAAUAUAGCCAGGGUCUUAAUCAUGAGUUUGUUUUUUGUAGUGCUGGAUGAGAUAGAGGAGAGACGACAGUUCCUGGCAGACAUGACCGCUCUGGGGCAAGCACGACAGUUCGUUCACAUCAUCAACUCUGAAAUAUCACAGGUACAGAAGCACUGGUUUCCCUACAGAUUACAGCUAGUGUGUAUAGUUCAGCUCUGGGUUCUGAGAAAUUGAGAUUUUUAAUUUUUUCUAGCUGUUUCACCUUCGAUUGCACCUUUUCUUUGAUCCCAUCUACAGAAAGUUCAAGAACUGAAGUUGCUCGAAAAGGAACUCGGCUCUAAGACGGAAAUAAUGCUGCCCGAGGAGAGAGAAGCUUUUGGCAGUAAGAUGUCAGACAGUUAAUGCAAUAAAUUAAAAAAAGGCCAUGAACAUCUUGCAUUAAGGUAUUUUAUUCUUUCGCCCUCCAGUGUCAGUUUUCUUUAUAAUCCUACUGUUAUAGGAGAAAGUUAAGUUGGUGCUACAGAGAACCUUGAUUGCAGGCAGGCACAGAGAAGAAACACAAAUAAACCGUUUAAAAAGAAGGACAAAAAAAAAGACAAUAUUAAUGCUAAAACAGGAAGAGAAUGAGUUAACAUAUUUACAUCAUCUCCACCAAAUGAUACACAUACAUAUAAGCAAUUAAAUAAAUGGCACUAUAGGCAAUAGUAACAUAGUUUCCUAUCCACCUAAAAUAAGGCAACACAUGGAAACAAACAGAAAGGCAGAGUAAAAUAUAAAUUAAUGAUUGCAUAUUCAGCUUUCCCCCGAUGUUUGAAACUGUUGUUUUGCUACACUUCUUUAAAUACUGAAGGUUUGCUUUUUGUAAUGUUCAUAAAUGCAUGUUUGACCUCUUUGAACCGUUACGUCUCUUACAGGCAGUUCUUACCAUAGACUGUAUAUAGAAUGGACGCUGUCUGCCUCCUCGAUGGGUGAACAGCACCCUCUGGUGACGGGCUGCAGUAUAGGUCAUAAAUCCCGCCUCCUCCAGCAAUCUCUAUGGGGCUGUGGACAAACUUUAGAAAUUAAUCACACAGAAUAUAAAUUUUUCUCUCCCCUGGUUGUGAUGUUGACAUGUAGUUAUUGUAAGACUGGUUUGUGCUCAAGUCCUCUUUUUUCUGUACAGCUCCAUUUUUAAAAGUUAUUCAGGGGUUCAUGUUUUCUAUGAUUGACACUUGAUACAGCCCAUGAUUUUACGAAGAUUACGUAUGCUGCUUGGAGUUACCUCAGAAGUCAGAAGUCCGAGCUGAAAAUGACGUCACACCCGAGUUACAGUGUUUCAGUUACCAAGUCGGAAAAAAGCAAAAUCGAAAGUGGAAGUUAUUUUGGCGCUUGUCUUGUCCAAAUAUAAGGCAAGCGCUAAA
Xyrichtys novacula (pearly razorfish) is the source of this 6696-nucleotide messenger RNA. The record is from the annotation of a GenBank genome assembly. Lineage: Eukaryota; Metazoa; Chordata; Actinopteri; Labriformes; Labridae.